Messenger RNA from Rhineura floridana, 1071 nucleotides. It is a transcript of the gene MAJIN, whose product is annotated as membrane anchored junction protein. Lineage: Eukaryota; Metazoa; Chordata; Lepidosauria; Squamata; Rhineuridae. Gene Ontology annotation, molecular function: DNA binding. The transcript has 11 exons. Gene Ontology annotation, cellular component: nuclear inner membrane. Gene Ontology annotation, biological process: homologous chromosome pairing at meiosis; meiotic attachment of telomere to nuclear envelope. Bases 68 to 925 code for a protein of 285 amino acids. The record is from RefSeq and is a predicted model, not a curated record.
GAGAAAGGCUUCACCUUCUGAUCUGAUGCCUUGAUCAAUGAGAGCCCUAAACUGAAGUAAGGACAAGAUGGAGGCAGAGGUAGAAGGUUGGUUUUCUGAACACACAUCUUUAAAACCAUUUAUAUAUCCAGUACCUGAGACAAGGUUUCUUCAUGCAGGAGUGAAUGUGUAUAAAUUUAAGAUCAAAUAUGGCAACUCUAUGAGUACUAAUGACGACCUUUAUGGAAGUAUUGUCAAUGAAGAACUACAGGAUGCUAUUCGAGUAAUACUUGGAAACCUUGAUAAUUUAUAUCCAUUUACUACUGAACACUUUAUCAUUUUUCCGUAUUUAAACAAAUGGGAAAAAGUGUCAGACUUGAGAUUCAUGCAUGGUGAUGCAUUUCUUAUUCCCUAUCCUUAUGUCUGCACUAUCUAUGUAGAAUUAAAUUCCCUGAAGCAAAGUGUGUUGUGGGGUAAAGCAGGAUAUAGAGAGCCCUGUAACUCUGACAACAGUAGAAGUGAACUUGGAGAGACUGUGGACACAGAAAGAACUGUUAAGUGGAGAAGACUGGAAAGCACAGUAGAAAUUUCACAUCCACAGUUAUAUGUGGACAGAAAUGCAGCUAAGAAUGCAACCUGUUUUUAUGACAUAACCAAGCCAGAUGUUGGCUUUGAUAAGAAUCAGCCAGGAGCAACUGAGUGUCAGUGUUGUGGCUCUGCCUCUGUUAACAGUGGUUAUGAAAAUAGGAGUUUGUGGGAAUCUGUGCCAUAUGUCAGGACAAAAAAUGCAGAGAACCGCCAGCAGAAUCAACAAGCAGCAACCAUGCAAAAGAGAUCAGAGAAAAGCACGGAGUUAAAAACAAAAGGCUUUUUAGAGUUAUUGAAAAGCACUCUCUUUCCACCGUUAUUACAGCGCAUUUUUAGUGGAAGCAGCCAGCUCUCCUGAAGUAUUAACAACACUGGAAAGGUAUCAUUACCUGUAUCUUUAGAAUUACAGGGGCUCUGUUUUACAUUUGGUGUUUGUAUCCUCAUUUCAGCUUUAAAUACUUAGUUUAAAGGUACAAUUGAUUUUAAAAGUUUAUUAGAGAUGUA